This is a messenger RNA of Nerophis lumbriciformis (worm pipefish), 2058 nucleotides long. The record is from RefSeq and is a predicted model, not a curated record. NCBI's taxonomy places the organism in Eukaryota, Metazoa, Chordata, Actinopteri, Syngnathiformes, Syngnathidae.
AUGGACCAAUGCCCUGCCAUAUCAUCUCCUGCACCAUCUGACACUCUUAGAUUGACCUCGCCUGAUCAAGAGUCUGAUGCUAUUGAGGUCGAUUCGCAGGUAGUGGAGUUGGACUCUUACAGCAUGAUAGAGCCACCUCCACUAGACUGGAAGUCUGACUCCUCCACUGAAAUAGGUUCAACGGAAGAACUGGCAGACGAUGGCAACUCUGCGGAAAAGGUCAACUCAGAUGAGCUUCACAUGGAAGACGAUAUAGCGUUGCCUGAAGUGACCCAGGAGGAACUUGUGAUAGACAAAAAAGAAUCGAAAACAGACAAUGAAGCGCAAGUGGAGGAAGAUGUAGAUACCCAUGAGAAAAACUCAUAUGAUGAUUAUGGUGCAGAGGUGGAAGAUGAGGCAGCCAACCAAAUACAAGCUGAUGAAGACCACAACGGUAUCCAAAAGUUGCUCUGCCAACUUCAGCUAGUGGGUAAAAAUGAUCAUUUUUGCCCAAGAUCACCAACCUGCUUAACUGAGCAUCGACACUCUGGACUUAGUGAUCUCGAAGCAUGUUCUUCAUUAACAGCCAUGCCAGAUGACAGCACUGAAACCACCGGAUUGUUGUUUUCUGAAAGCCACCAGAGAGAUGUGUUAGGGUUGCUGCACUGCGAAGAAAUUGGCACCACGUCGCACCCCUGCUGCCAUCCUCUCAAAGAGGAAAUGGAUGCUGUUGUGUCAGUUUCAUACAACCAGGAUGAUGCCCAGAAUUACUUGGGGCUGUAUGAGGAGAGUGAACAGCAGCUAUGCAGGGAAGAAUCUGUCAACUUAGCUCCAGACAGUGACUUACCCAAGCCAGUAUGGGUGAAAUUGGGGGAAGAGCAUGAAGUAGCUGCUGAGGGCGAGCAGAUUGUUGAUAACCAUCCGUCAUACAAAGACGUGCCUGGUCCAUGUGACCCAGAAGACCUCUUAGAUGGAGUCAUCUUUGGUGCCAAGUACCUGGGCUCCACACAGCUCAAAUCUGACAAGAACCCAUCUACUAAUGCCCGCAUGGCACAGGCUCAGGAGGCGGUUGACCGUAUUAAGGCACCAGAAGGGGAAACCCAACCAAUGACUGAGGUGGAUCUGUUCAUCUCCACUCAGAGGAUCAAAGUUCUCUCUGCUGACACAGAGGAGGCUAUGAUGGAUCACUCCUUGCAGAUGAUUUCCUACAUCGCAGAUAUUGGUGAUAUCGUGGUUCUGAUGGCACGCAGGAAGCGUAAAGGGCAGGAAACUGCCUCACCUUCAACGUCCUCCUCCACCUCUUCUAAACCUCAGAAGUGCUUAAUGAUCUGCCACGUCUUCUCCUCUGUGGACGCUCAGGUCAUAGCCCAGGCUAUCGGGCAAGCAUUCGCAGUGGCCUACCAGCAGUUCCUUCAAGCCAAUGGCAUCAAGGCCAGCGAUUUGCGGCCUGGCGAGUACAGCGACUACCUAGAAAGUCAGGAGCUUUACAAUGGAGACCUGGCCCACUUUUCUGACUCCGAGAACAUCAGAGAGGUUGUCAUCACCAAGGCCCCAGGGGAAAUUUUGGGGUUGGCAGUGGUGGAAUCAGGCUGGGGCUCAAUUGUGCCCACAGUGAUGGUGGCAAAUCUCCUUCAUGGAGGUCCUGCUGAGUGCUGUGGCGAACUCAGUAUCGGUGAUCGCAUCAUGUCCGUCAACGGUACCAGUUUGGUGGGUUUGCCUAUCACCACGUGCCAAAAUAUCAUCCAGGACUUGAAAACACAGAAGUAUGUUAAGCUCAACAUUGUCCACUGCCCUCCUGUCACCAUGGCGAUUAUCAGGAGACCAGAACCCAAGUAUCAGCUAGGCUUCAGUGUGGAAGAUGGUAUCAUUUGUAGUCUAAUGCGAGGUGGUAUAGCAGAAAGAGGAGGCAUCCGAGUUGGACACCGCAUCAUUGAAAUUAACGGACAGAGUGUUGUCGCCACACCACACGACAAAAUUAUUCAAAUCCUCACUGAUGCAGUAGGAGAGAUUCAUUUGAAGACCAUGCCGGCCUCAACAUAUCGGCUCUUAACAGGACAAGAGCAGCCAGUCUUUCUUUGA